Molecule: messenger RNA, 3357 nt
Organism: Recurvomyces mirabilis
Lineage: Eukaryota; Fungi; Ascomycota; Dothideomycetes; Mycosphaerellales; Teratosphaeriaceae
Exons: 2
Coding region: 1-3357 (1118 amino acids)
Biological process (GO): DNA repair
Cellular component (GO): nucleus
Molecular function (GO): ATP-dependent chromatin remodeler activity; ATP binding
Source: RefSeq, a predicted model, not a curated record
AUGCAGUCCCCCUCGACCAAAAGCAAUACCAGCGACGAGGUCGACUUCAGCGUCCUCAAACCUCUCGAACCGCAGGCGAAGUUCGGUGAAGCAAGUCCUUUGAGGAACCCGCUUAAGAAGCAGUCACCCACGUCGAAUCUGUUCAUACCCAAGAAGCCGCUGUAUCGACCACAACUGCACAGUCAGUAUCUGUCAUCUGCCGCACAGCAGGCUAUGCCUCAGCCACCGUCCCAGAGCACCUUCUACCUCCCUGGCCAAGCACCAGCAUCUUCGCGUCCGCCACCUCCUCCAUCGAACGUGCGGCCAACGCCCGUCUGGCAGCCUUUAAACGUACCCCAGCGAACACAAUACCAACCACAACAGCCGACAUUCUCCUCGGCAGGAUCAGGAUCCGGAUAUGCCGCACCAUACAGACCACCUCCACCACCCAAGCCUAUCGUCGACCUGACGAGGAACGACGACGAGGAAGAGUUCGACCCUGACGCAGCCAUCAGGGAUGGCCAAAGAUUCGGCGAACCAGACCCUUACAUGUACGUCGACUCGAAUGCCGCAAACGACAACAUCAAGAACUUACUCGAAGGUGCUUUUGACGAUAAUGAAGACAAGUCGAGGACGCGACUCAGAAAGCGCGCUAAGAAGGCGCUUGAUGAGGGCAAGAAGAAGGAGGCUAAGGGCCUGGCGGACAAGCUUGCAGCAUUGAAAGUCGAGGACAAAGCUGCUCCAGAGUCGGCUGAAGAUGCUGAGGAGGAAGAAGAGGAGGACGGCACAGUUGAGGGUCUCGCGGUCAAGCUUCUACCGCAUCAGGUGGAAGGUGUAUCGUGGAUGAUUGACAAGGAGAUUGGCAAGGGCAAAGUCAAGGGCGUGCUGCCUCAUGGAGGUAUCUUGGCAGAUGACAUGGGCUUGGGAAAGACGGUCCAGUCUGUGGCUCUGAUCUUGACCAACUCGAGGCCACCACCGGAUGCUAAGCCUGAGCAUCCCAAGCAGAAGCUACCUGGCAAGGACGUCAGCAAAUCUACACUUGUCGUGGCACCACUCGCGCUCAUCAAGCAGUGGGAGGAUGAAAUCAAAACAAAGGUUUCCAAGUCGCACGCUCUGCGCGUACUGGUGCACCAUGGCGCCAACCGCACGAAAUCCGCCGUCGAGCUGAAGAAGUACGACGUCGUGAUCACCACUUACCAAACCUUGACGUCCGAGCAUGCCGGCUCCUCAAUGAAUGUCGAAGGCGGCGCACGUAUAGGCUGUUUCGGCGUGCAUUGGUACCGCGUCGUGCUCGACGAAGCCCACAGCAUCAAGAAUCGCAACGCCAAGUCGACCCAGGCCUGCUAUGCGCUACCGAGCUGGUACCGAUGGUGUUUGAGCGGCACGCCUAUGCAGAACAAUCUCGACGAGCUGCAGAGUCUGAUCAGGUUCCUGAGGAUCAAACCUUACUCCGAGCUCUCUAAAUGGAAGGCAGACAUCACACAGCCUAUGAAGAAUGGUCGUGGUGGUCUGGCGAUGAGGCGUUUACAGAUCUUCUUGCGCGCGAUUAUGAAGCGCAGGACUAAGGAUAUCCUCAAACAGUCUGGUGCUCUCAAUUUCGGUGGCAAGCCUGCUGAAGGUGGCACGCAAGAUGAGAAAAAAGGUGGGAUGCAGAUCGUGAAACGUGAGGUGGUCAAUGUUGAGUGCGAGUUCGAUGCCACUGAGCGUGAGUUUUACGACAGGCUACAGAGUCGAGCCGAUCUGAGACUGCAGGAGAUGAUGAAGAAUGGCAAGAACACAGACUAUAUCGGCGCUCUUGUGCUGCUGUUGAGGCUGAGGCAGGCGUGUAACCACAUUCACCUGAUCGAGAUGGCCGCCAACAAGGAUAAGGAUAGUAUGAGUCUCAUGGGCAGCAAGCCUGCUAGUCACGGCGAGGAUGAAAUGGACGAUCUUACACGACUGAUGGGUGGCGUUAGUGUCGAGACCAAGAAGUGCGACGUCUGUCAAGUCAAGUUGGGUGGUGCUGAAGCUAAGAAUGGGAGUGUGCGUUGUGGAGAUUGUACGGCUGAUAUCCUUAUGCUGAAGAAGAGUAAGAAGACGAAACCCAAGAAGAAGAAGGGCGCGGUUCGAGUUCAACAUCGGCGCCCGGCUCAAGGUGGCGAUGAGGAUGAAGGAGAAUGGAUUGGUGAGGGGGCCGAGAGGCAUAUCGAGCUUGGUAAGGCCGGUGGAACGGACGACGAGGAUGCUGAUGGUGGUGGCGAGACGCUGAACUCCAUCGACUCCGAUCGUAGUGCCGACGAAGACGAGGAUGAAGACGACUCUCCGCCUCGCGCACGUACUAGGCGCCGCCCUGUGGUCAAAGAUGAGGACGAUGACAAUGACGAUAGCACGGACGACAGCGACAACGACUCCGACGACUCACCUCCAGGUAUCUCACGUUACUCCGGCAGCAGCACCUCUGGCAACGCCCAACCACCAUCGACCAAGAUUCGCCGUCUGCUUCGUAUACUGCACAUCGAGUGCCCAGACCACAAAGUCAUUGUCUUCUCCCAAUUCACCACUAUGCUUGACCUUAUCGAACCACACCUCCGCUCCGCCGGCCUACGCCACGUCCGGUACGAUGGCAGCAUGCGUAACGACGCGCGCGAAGCCUCGCUCCAUUCCCUCCGAAACGACAGAAAGACCCGCGUCCUACUCUGUUCGCUUAAAUGCGGAAGUCUCGGUCUGAACCUAACAGCAGCAAGCCGAGUAAUAAUCGUCGAACCCUUCUGGAACCCGUUCGUUGAAGAACAAGCCAUCGACCGCGUCCACCGCCUCAACCAAACCGUCGACGUCAAAGUCUACCGCUUGACCGUCGCUCAAAGCGUGGAAGAACGCAUCAUUGCGCUCCAAGACCGGAAACGUGAAUUGGCCAAAGCCGCUAUCGAGGGCGCCGGCAAUACGGUGAAUAAACUCUCGAUGCAAGAGAUUCUGGGCUUGUUCAAGCACGAUGCGCAACAUAGUUCUGCUGAGCAUGAUGAGCAGGAUCGUGCUAUGUGGGAGAAGUUUGGUGGGGAUAGUGGGGUAUUGAAGGCAGGGGGGCGGGAGGCGGUGGAGAGUGGGAGGUUGGAUGUUCAGGGCGGCAUAGGUGUCAAGAGCAAUAAGACGUGUGGUGGUACUCCGAGCCAACAUCAUGCUGCCUAUCUCAACGCGAAGUCUCCGAAAGUCAAUUCUUCGUUGCACUUCGUACUCGUCGCAGCUUUACGCAGGAACAUGUCUGAUGGUAUGGCACAGCUACUGCACGACGUGAUCGUCGACCUCAUCCUCUCUUCGAUCGUUGAGGAUCUUCUUGUGUGCGUUGUGCUUACUCUACAGCUUUUUAUGCAGUGCCCUCACCAUCUGGACCUAGAGGUAGCAUAG